This is a messenger RNA of Moneuplotes crassus, 1281 nucleotides long. NCBI's taxonomy places the organism in Eukaryota, Ciliophora, Spirotrichea, Euplotida, Euplotidae. The record is from the annotation of a GenBank genome assembly.
CGUAAAUGGCACAAUUUUUGACAACAGAUCUCACUAACAAGGAUAAUCAUCAUGAGAGUCUUGGACUCGCUGGUGGCAUCGCUAAAGAUUCAUCUGCAGUGUUUAAAAGAAGUUCUAGCAAGAUUUGUAAGAGAAAUAUGAUUAUCUCAAAAGAAAUUUCGAUUAAUCUGAGCCAAUUUUCUGGGAAAAGUAUUGGCUCUCAGUUCAGUUGAUCCACUCAAGACGAAAGUAGCCAUACUAGUCUCCUUCUACACAGGCUUGGAUUGGCUGAUUCAUAUCAAAUUCAAAAUUUAAAUGAAAAAGAAAUCGAAAUCUUCGAUUUAAUAAAUACUGGUGUGAAAGAGCAAUUGAAUUUUUCAUUAAGUACUAUUCAUUUAGCAUUCACACUCUAUCUACAAUUCUCAGAGGAGGUUGAAUGCUCUCCAAUUCCAACAGCUGUGAGCUGCCUCCUCUGAGCUGCUAAAUUCAAUGAAUGCAUGUACGAUAUCCCUUCGAUUGAAGAACUUCUAAAAUGUGUAUCCAAGAAAGAGGAGAUUGACCAGAAAGUCAUUCAAAAGCAAGAGAUUCUGGUUCUGGUCAAAAACGAUUGGAAUUUACUCCAGCCCACUCUUUGGAAAUCAUGUGAGCAUCUUCUCUCAAAGCAAGAUUUGACUAAAUAUUCAAAGUUAUUGGAAGACGAUAUCCACAACGCAAGAGUCUAUGCAGUUCCUAAGGGCUCUCAUCCGUUUCAGAAUAUAUAUAACAAAGGGAGUAAUCCUGCUCAGAUUUGGUACACCAAGUCUGGAGAUAAGCCUGGCUUGAGAAGGAAAAGGGCUAAGAAAAAGCAUUCUAAAUCACUUUUUCAUGUUAUGAAAAACUUUAAUGAUCUCGAUGGAUACUUCAAACCUUCUCAUAACAUUCUUGAAGUCCCUAAAAAGCUUAAGAAGAGAAAAGGAGUACCAAAGCAGACAAAUAAACUUAAAAUGUCAAGAAUUGUAAAGAUUAGUAAUGGACUUUCUGAUAUUUUAAGGGUAUAUGAAGCUAAAGAUCUUGAGGAAAAUAUUUGAAACACCUCGUGUACGAACAGCUCUUAUCUCAAUGGAAGUGUUUCUUCUGUCUCAGAACAGAGCAAGGGAGGUAUUCAAAAUCAUAGUCUGGUUCACGCAAAGCGGGGAUAUUCAAUUGACCUUCCUCUGGCAGUUGAAGAGGAAGAUCUAGCUGCUCUCAAUUCCAAGCUUUAAUUCCUAUUGCCUCAAUAGGCUCUUUUCUUCAAGUAAACCUCUAAAUUUGUUUCAACAUUGC